Messenger RNA from Andrographis paniculata, 1675 nucleotides. Its product is annotated as putative UDP-rhamnose:rhamnosyltransferase 1. The transcript has a single exon. NCBI's taxonomy places the organism in Eukaryota, Viridiplantae, Streptophyta, Magnoliopsida, Lamiales, Acanthaceae. The record is from RefSeq and is a predicted model, not a curated record. Gene Ontology annotation, molecular function: UDP-glycosyltransferase activity. The coding region runs from base 94 to 1506 and encodes 470 amino acids.
UCUCUCUCUACGUACCCUAAAUACAAUCGACCUCUCUUCUCUCUCUACGUACCCUUCUUCUUCUUCGAAGUUCAGCGUCUUCAAGCUCCAUCCAUGGCUGCCAAACCCCUCCACAUUGCUAUGUUUCCAUGGCUCGCCUUCGGACACAUCAUGCCGUACCUCGACCUCGCCAAACUCAUUGCCGGAAAAGGACACACCAUCUCCUUCCUCACCACUCCCCGGAAUAUCCAGCGCCUCCCCAAACUCCCGCCGGAAUAUUCCUCCUCCAUCUCCUUCGUCGCAAUCCCUCUCCCUUCCGUCCCCGGCCUCCCCGCCGGCGCCGAGGCCACCAUGGACAUCCAGGGCGCCACAGAAAUGGGCCUCCUCAAGAAGGCCUUCGACGGCCUCGAACCCGCCGUCGUCCGCUUCCUCGAGGCCGCCGUCCCCGACUGGAUCAUCACCGACUUCGCGCCGUACUGGCUGCCGCCGGCGACCGCCCGGCUGGGAAUUUCCAGCGCCUUCUUCUUCAUCAUCAACGCCUGGUUCCUGUCCUUCUUCGGGGCCGCCGAAGAUCUGGUUAGCGGGUCAGAUUACAGGACCCGACCCGAGGACUUCAUGGUCCCUCCGAGAUGGAUCAAAUUCGACACGCGGCUGGCCUACCGCCGGUUCGAAGCUAAUUGGGCCGUCGGGACGGGUCAAAACGACGAAUCCGGGCUUUCCGAUCAUUACCGCGUCGGCAAGACUAUAAUCGGCGGCGACGCCAUUCUAAUCCGGCAUUGCCACGAGUUCGAACCCGAUUGGCUGCCGCUGCUGGAAGAGCUCCACCACCGGAGAGUCGUACCGCUAGGCCUAAUGCCCCCACAAGUGGACUCUGCCGGCGAUGACGACGAGGCAUGGAUUCCGAUCAAAAGUUGGCUGGAUCGGAAAGAAAAAGGAUCGGUAGUCUACGUGGCAUUCGGGAGCGAGGUGACCCUAACUCGGGAACAACUCACUGAGUUGGCUCACGGCCUCGAGUUAUCCAAUGUUCCAUUCUUUUGGGCUCUGCGUAGGAUUACUGACUCGGCAGUGCUCCCAAACGGGUUCGAGGAAAGAGUGAUGGGCCGGGGGAUUGUGUGGAAGAGUUGGGCCCCACAAUUGAAAAUAUUGAGCCACGGCUCGGUGGGCGGAUUCUUGACUCACUGUGGGUGGAGUUCGAUCGUGGAAGGCCUAAUGUGCGGACAUCCCUUGAUUACAUUGCCGUUUCUAGUGGAUCAAGGGUUGAAUUCUAGGAUCAUUGUCGAUAAGGGAUUAGCGUAUGAAGUUGCGAGGGACGAGGAGAACGGUGCGUACACAAGAGAGUCGGUGGCCGAGUCGAUGAGGGCCGUGAUGAGAGAUGACAAAGGAGGAAAGUUGAGGGAGAGAGCUAAAGAGGUGAGUAAAGUGUUUGGUGAUAGGGAAUUGCAUAGCAAAUAUAUAGACAAGUUUGUGGAGUAUUUGGUAGAUCAUACAAGAGAGAAAAUGUUAGGACAUGAGGAUGAUGCCAAUUGAUGAUAGCCAUGAAUUGAAUAAUAAUGUGUUGUAUGAUUUGCAUUGUCAUUUACAUCUAUUGGCAUGUAAUUUCCUUUGUGCUUGUUUGUUACCUUUAGUUUUAAGUUUACCCUAGCAUGAAAAUGUAUGAAAGUAGUACGAGGAAUUAUAUUUUAUGUAUUUUGUUGAU